Molecule: messenger RNA, 2399 nt
Organism: Cuscuta campestris
Lineage: Eukaryota; Viridiplantae; Streptophyta; Magnoliopsida; Solanales; Convolvulaceae
Source: the annotation of a GenBank genome assembly
AUCUCUAUCUCUCCUUUUUUUCCUGUUUCUCCUACUUCCCCUCUCCAUUUCUGCAGAAGAACCAAAUUCCUAAAUCCUCGCUCCCCUCUUCGUGCUCGCAAGUAGUUCAUGCGAAAUGCCUGCUUGGUGGGGGAAAAAAUCCACCAAGAGGAAUGCGAAAGAUCCAAAAUCUCUUUCCCCAACUUCUCCCAGUAGUUUGAAAAAUGAGAUUACAGAGAGAAGAGAGAGACCUAAGAGCUUCGGCGAGCUCUCUGGUAUGGGGGAAACCAGGAACUCACCCAGAUCCAGUAGAGAUUUCCCUAGCGCCAGAGGUUCUUCUGGAUUCUCAGGCUUCGAUUCUCCUUCUUCCAUGGACAGAGGACAUCCGCUUCCUGAGCCGUCCGUGUCCCCUUCUUCUGUUGGAAAUGAUCACGGGGUAGGAUUUGCAUCUGGCUCUGAUUCAGGAUCUAGUGUUAGCUCUUCUGGCUCAUGUGAUGAUCAUAGCCGCAUCGAUCGUUCUCAGUUCUCCUCUUUCAGACGGGGAAUUAGUGAUAGCCGGCAUAGUCCAGUCUCACAAAGCCCUGUUCGUUCAAGGGUGCCUACAACCAGUUCUUCGCCUCUGCAUCCUCGGUCUGGAGGGGUUAAUUUUGAUACUCCAGCAGGAAGGUUGGAUGAAGGGAAGAGUGAAGGCCACCGGUUGCCUCUUCCACCCGGAUCUCCUAAUCAUCUUCUACCGGCUUCUCCUACCAGGCCUUCUACUUUGCCAAUUCCUAGAACUUGUGGUAUAGCUGAAGCCUCAACUGUUAAUCUAUCAAAAUGGAAAAAAGGAAGGCUUCUGGGAAGAGGCACAUUUGGUACAGUCUAUCUUGGAUUCAACAGUGAGAAUGGGCAGAUGUGCGCAAUUAAAGAAGUCAAAGUUGUUGCAGAUGACCGGACAUCCAAAGAGUGCCUUAAGCAAUUGAACCAGGAAAUCACUUUGCUCAGUCAAUUUUCACAUCCAAACAUUGUUCGGUAUUAUGGGAGUGAACUGGGAGAAGAGACGCUCUCAGUUUACUUGGAGUAUGUUUCUGGGGGUUCCAUUCAUAAACUGUUGCAAGACUAUGGAUCGUUUAAGGAGGCUGUUAUUCAAAAUUAUGCUAGGCAAAUUCUAUCUGGCCUGGCCUACUUGCAUGCAAGAAACACCGUGCAUAGGGAUAUUAAAGGAGCAAAUAUAUUAGUUGACCCCAAUGGUGAAAUCAAGCUUGCAGAUUUUGGCAUGGCAAAACAUAUUACAUCAUAUUCUUCAAUGCUAUCUUUCAAGGGAAGCCCGUAUUGGAUGGCACCUGAGGUGGUGAUGAAUACAAAUGGCUACAGCCUUGCAGUAGAUAUAUGGAGCCUGGGCUGUACAGUUCUUGAAAUGGCCACAUCAAAGCCACCUUGGAGUCAAUAUGAAGGGGUUGCUGCAAUAUUUAAGAUUGGAAAUAGCAAAGACAUGCCUGACAUUCCCGAUCACCUGUCCACUGAAGCAAAAAGUUUUGUUAGGCUAUGCUUGCAGCGAGAUCCUUCUGCACGACCUACAGCAUCUCAACUUCUUGAACACCCUUUUGUUAAAGACCAACUUCCAACAAAAGUUGCCCACAAUGUUAAUAUAAUCAAUCAAGUACAUCCGCGGAGUUUUGAUGGAAAUUGCACACCGCCGGCUUUGGAAUUUCCACCCAAUGGAAGAAAUACUGCUUCUCUUGAUGGAAGAGAUUAUUCAGUCAAGCCCGUGGUAACCAACUCUAGAGCCACGACCAGUUCAGGAAGAGAGAAUGCAAAAGCUGUGACAUCAUUGCCCGUGUCACCAUGUUCAAGUCCUCUUAAACGUAAUGCACAUGGAUUCAGUUAUCUUUCUCCUCCACACCGAACUUACCUUCAAAUUGGUGGCGAAAUCGAAAACAACCAUAAUGAUAACCCAACCUUUGCAGCAAGAGCCAACAGAAGGAACAACUUACUGGACCCAUCGCUUGAGAUUCCUCCCUACAGAAGAACUCAAACGCCAGGUAGAUCUUCAAGAACAUCACCCUUUCUCUAGUUCAUUCUUUUUUUUUAAACACCCCCCACCCACCCCCACCACUAAGUUUAGUGGUUCAAUUUGAAGUGCCAAUACUUUCGAUUAGAGCCUCUUUUGCCUUCUGUUGAUGGGAAAAGGUGGCUAAAGUGUGUGUAUUUUUGGAGGGGAAUCAUCGGGCCUUGUGGUUGCAUCAAGAUAGUCUUAUCUUACUACUUAUUAGCCACAACCCCCCCUUUUUUUUGUAAUGUGUACGCUGUUUCUUUCCCUGUCAAAUAGUGCUAUGAAAUGUAAAUGAAAUGUAUAACAUAGAAUAGAAAGGGUCAUUGGUAAUUUAGACGAGGUUCUCAACACGGGAAAGGGAAAAAUUCAAGAAAGCGGCAUCUUUAUC